Molecule: messenger RNA, 3823 nt
Organism: Rhipicephalus sanguineus (brown dog tick)
Lineage: Eukaryota; Metazoa; Arthropoda; Arachnida; Ixodida; Ixodidae
Product: formimidoyltransferase-cyclodeaminase-like
Molecular function (GO): transferase activity; folic acid binding
Source: RefSeq, a predicted model, not a curated record
UUACAACACACACAGGCGGCGUUGCCGCUGCUGCCUCUGACAAGGAUCACUAGCAGACGAUAAGCGUUACAGCCACUUGGGUGUAUAGAAGGCCUUCCAGCCACAAAACACCCUGCAUUGCUUCCGUUUUGGACUUAAACAUGCGUACCAAGAUCGUGGAAUGCGUGCCCAACUUUUCCGAGGGCCAGGACCAAGAGGUUAUUGACGAGAUUGCAAAAGCCAUCAAGACUACACAGGGCGUAUCUCUGCUGGGUGUUGAUCCAGGUUCCUCAACAAACCGAACUGUGUACACUUUUGUUGGCUCACCCGAUGCAGUCAUCCAGGGAGCGCUCAAUGCUGCUAGAGUUGCCUACAAACGCAUUGAUAUGACCAAGCACAAAGGAGAGCAUGCCAGGCUUGGGGCGCUGGACGUGUGCCCAUUCAUCCCCGUUAAGGAUGUUGAGAUGGAGGAAUGCGUCUAUUGUGCCAGAAAGUUUGGAGAGAAGCUCUCGGCAGAGUUGAACGUUCCUGUUUAUCUCUACGGGUUUGCAGCACAGCAGGACUACAGACGUAGUGUGCCGCAAAUUCGUUCAGGGGAAUACGAAGGACUCUGCGACAAGAUCCUAAAGCCUGAAUGGAGACCCGACUAUGGACCAGCAGAGUUUGUACCACAAUGGGGAGCCACCAUGUCAGGGGCUCGCAAGUUUCUCAUUGCAUACAACAUCAACAUCCUCUCUACCAAGGAGCAGGCACACCGCAUUGCCCUCGACAUAAGAGAGGAAGGAAGGGGAAAGGGGCAGCCUGGUCUUCUCAAAAGCAUACAGGCCGUAGGCUGGUGGCUCGAAGAAAACAACAUUGCACAAGUGUCAGUGAAUGUCCUGGACCAUGACAUCACACCAGUUCAUGUAGUGUAUGAGGAGAUUUCAAGAAUUGCAAAAUCGUUAAAGCUAGCAGUUACAGGCUCACAGAUAGUGGGUGUCGUUCCUCUCAAGGCCAUAUUAGCGGCAGCUGAAUUUUACAUGAAAAAGGAAAGCCUUUUUGUUCUCGAAGAGGACCAGAAAGUCCACCUGGCCAUCAACCGGCUUGGCCUCAACUCACUUGGCCCAUUUGAUCCGUCGGAGCGCAUCAUCGAAUACAUGCUGCCUGAUGAUAGACUGGGCCCAUUGGCACAGAAAACCUUGUGCCAAUUCAUUCACGUUGUCGGAGCCAGGACGCCCACGCCAGGAGGUGGUUCCGUUGCUGCUGCAGUAGCCUCUCUUGGUGCUGCUCUGGGAGCCAUGGUGGGCAAGAUGACCUAUGGCAAGCGGCAAUGGGAGCGCUACGACGAGCAGAUGCGUCGACUCAUUCCUGUAAUGCAUCACACCAUGGAUGAACUGCUGCCCAUGGUAGACGCUGACACUGGUGCAUUCAAUGACUACAUGGCUGCUCACAAGCUGCCCAAGAACACGCCUGAAGAGGAAGAAGUCCGUGAGGCUGCAAUGCAGGCUGGCCUAAAGAAAGCCAUUGCCGUCCCGCUGGGUGUGGCCCGAUCUGUCAGCAAGCUGUGGGACACUGCCAGGGAACUGGCCUCCAUCAUCAACAUCGGCGCAAGAGCAGACCUGCAGGUUGGUGCACGCUGUCUUGAAACUGGUGUGUUUGGAGCAUACUGGAAUGUUAUCCUUAACUGUCAAGGCCUGCAGGACGAGGUCUACAGAGACGAGGUCAUGAAAGAAAUCGAACAGUAUCGACAAGAUGCAAUAAAAGGUUGCGCCGAUGUACUUGGCAUUCUAGAGAAGCGCAUAUCAUAGGUGUGGAGAUGCCAGCCUACACUACUUAAAAUCAAAGCAUUCCUGAAUUUUACUAGUACUGACAACACAUACUGUUGUGCAGGUCUGCAUGUGAGGGACAAGUUUGUAUACAGUUUACAGUGCGUUUAUACAUUUAUACAUUUUUAUACCUCCUGAUUUACCCUAUACAUAUGUAUUGCAUCUUACGACAGCUCUUUGACUACAGUUGGCCUCAUGUUAAUGGAUGCUUGAACUGACAAAACAUUUAUAUUUUUUCUGGGCAUUUUGCAAUGAAAAGCUUGUAAAGUCACACUUUUGUGACCGUAAUGUGGGAGCGAACUACUGUCCAGACGAAGUCUAGGACGGACUGUUUUGGUUUUUAUUUUGUCUGCAUUUGUUGUUUCUUAUAUAGUGCUGUUGUUGCAACAUUAAAAUUGUUGCCCUAAAUGCCUUAAUUAAAUUAUAUAUGUUGGAGUAUCUUAUUUACUUUAGUGCUGCAUCACAGCAUGUUAUUUGCGAGAGUACUGUGUUCCUUCAUACUUUUUUGUUAAAAGACAAAAGUUACUGAGAAAUGUCUGCAUGUGCCCUAAGAUACAGUAUGCAUUUCAUGGUCUAAGUACAUCCACACUGUUUUCACUACCAAAUUGUUGUAGCAUCACAAAUGUAUUGAUUGUGUUACGCAUUGUUGACAGCUUCAAACAAUUUCAAUAUUGUCACUCGGCAAUUGAAGCUCUUUCUUGCAGUUUAACGCAUCAAUACAUUAGCUCAAAAGCUGGGCAAUUUGAAAAUUCCUACACUGCACGGCACGGGUGAACGCAUUUGUUUGCCAGCUGCAGCAAGUGCUCAUUAGUGUGUUAUCGGUGAGUGCGCAAAUUAACUGAACCAAAUCCCGACUACCGGUUACAGUAGCUGAGCUGGGAAUACAGUACAAAACGUUUUACAGCACUAAAAUGAACCGUGUUUUACAUUUUUUGAAGUCACUAAAGGACAUCUGAAAGGAAAGCUGGGCUGAAUAUUCUGCGAGUUAUUUCAUAGCUAGAAUGUUCAUUGUUCCUGAGAAGAAAAAUGUAAGACAAAAUGUUAUCUGCUGAACAGAGGACAGUACGUGCCACAACAUCUGGUCGCUGGAUUCUAAGGCCAGCUGUGCACAUCCUCUACAGUUGAAAUGAAAGUGUUUCUGUUGAGAGUUCACAUUGCAUCAGAAAAUUUGCCGUGAUGCGCUCCUUCGGUCCAGAGCUUUCAGACUCCAUCACAGCAGGGGAGCACGAACGUUUCAUGAUGCAACAGUACGAAACUCUGCUGAACACAUUCUGCACUUUCAUGUGGUGCACAUAUGGAAAACAAAAAUGUAUUGACAAGCGGUAUGUCCUGGGCAUUAGGAUAGUGAUGCACCUAUGUUGCUGAUAUGCAAUCUACCAUGUGUGGAAUAACGAAGGACUGAUAUUUUCAUCAUACGGGUUAAGGUCAGGGUUAAGGGCAGCCAGCAUGUGAGCAGGACCGGCACGUCCUAGAUACUUGUACUACUGCCAGUCAUGUGAAAUGAAGUCACAGGAGCAUAAGAUGGGUGGCCUGUUGGUGGUAGGAUAAUGGUCAGUAAUGGUCAAGCAUACACAUUUUAAUGUCACCACCAGUGUAGGUACUUGAGGAGACUGUAGAGCUCUAAGCAUUUUUUUACACUGGACUUUUAAUAAACUUACUAAAGUCAAACUGUCUGUUCUGCGGUAGUGAAUGGAACAUUAUUGUUUUUAAAGUCUUUCAAGAAUGUUUCCCACGCUCUGAAUGUCAUAUCACUCUGAUGCUCAACAUGUGAAAUCCGUACCAAGCCCUCAAGCUACAUGGAGGCAUGGGCAGCUGUACUGUAGCGAAAGCGUGGUGGACACAAUAACAGCAUAACUGUGUGGUUGUGAACAAAGUAUUGUGCUGUAUAUCCUGAAACACACACUCCUGGUGAUAAAGUAUUUUGUCAAAUGUGUUCCUAUGUGUAGUGUGUCAGUGCUGCGUAACCAAAGCUGUAAGCUGCUUUUUAUCACACUUUGUGAGCAAAUGUAGAAGCAAUAAAGCAUGGAGGAAAUACAAGG